Messenger RNA from Candida dubliniensis CD36, 1491 nucleotides. It is a transcript of the gene CYS4, whose product is annotated as cystathionine beta-synthase. Lineage: Eukaryota; Fungi; Ascomycota; Pichiomycetes; Serinales; Debaryomycetaceae. Gene Ontology annotation, molecular function: cystathionine beta-synthase activity; cysteine synthase activity. Bases 1 to 1491 code for a protein of 496 amino acids. The record is from RefSeq and is a predicted model, not a curated record. The transcript has a single exon. Gene Ontology annotation, cellular component: cytoplasm.
AUGACAUCCACAAACAAACUACCAGCAUUAAAAGAAGACAUUUUAGAACUUAUUGGUAAUACUCCAUUAGUUAAAUUAAACAAAAUUCCACAAUCGUUGGGUAUAAAAGCCAAAGUUUAUGCCAAAGUUGAAUUAUUCAAUGCCGGAGGAUCAAUUAAAGACAGAAUUGCCAAGAAUAUGGUAUUGGAAGCUGAAAAACAAGGUAGAAUUAAGCCAGGUUAUACUUUGAUUGAACCAACUUCAGGUAACACUGGGAUUGGUUUGGCUUUGGUGGGUGCCGUUCGUGGAUACAGAACCAUCAUCACUUUACCAGAAAAAAUGUCCAAUGAAAAAGUUUCUGUUUUAAAGGCUUUAGGUGCCGAAAUUAUUAGAACUCCAACUGAAGCGGCAUGGGAUUCUCCAGAAUCUCAUAUUGGUGUUGCUAAAAAAUUGGAAAAAGAAAUACCAAACUCUGUUAUUUUGGAUCAAUACGGUAACCCAGCUAACCCAGAUGCUCACUAUUAUGGAACUGGUUAUGAAAUUUGGGAACAAACUGAGGGUAAAAUUACUCAUUUAAUUGCUGGUGCCGGUACUGGUGGUACUAUUACUGGUAUUUCCAAGUACUUGAAAGAAAAGAAUUCCAAGAUCCAUGUUACUGGUGCUGAUCCAAAAGGUUCUGUUUUAGCUCAACCAGAAUCUUUAAACACUUCUACUGAAGGUUACUUGGUUGAAGGUAUUGGCUAUGAUUUUAUCCCAGAUGUGUUGAACAGAAAAUAUGUUGAUGAUUGGAUCAAAACAGACGAUGCUGAAUCUUUUAAAUUAGCUAGAAGAAUUAUUAGAGAAGAAGGUAUUUUGGUCGGUGGAUCUUCUGGUUCUGCCUUGCAAGCUGCAUUACAAGUUGCUAAAGACUUGACUGAAGACGAUGUUGUCGUUGUCGUUUUCCCAGAUUCUAUCAGAUCUUACUUGUCUAAAUUUGCCGAUGACGAAUGGUUAAUCUCCAAUGGGUUUGAAGUUGAAGACUCACCAGCUGCCAAUAAGACUGAUGAAUUUUUGAAUGGCAAAACUAUCAAAGAUUUGGUUGCUGGAAAGGCACCUGUUGUCACAGUUACUUUAUCCGAUACUGUUUCCAAGACUUUCGAUUUAUUGCAAUCCAAUGGGUUUGAUCAAUUGCCAGUUUUGAACAACUCUGGAAGAUUAGUUGGUUUGAUUACCUUAUCCAAGAUAUUGAAAUCUUUAUCCACGAAAAAGAUCCAAAUGACCAAUUCAAUCAGUUCGAUCAUUAUUGAUUUCAGAAAAUUAGCUGACUUUGAAAAAUCUUUUACCAUCACUAAAAAAUCAGGAUUCACAAAGAGAGGGUACGAACCAAUCAAGUUGGAAACUCCAUUGGCUACUUUGAAUAAGUUCUUUGAAACCCAUUCCAAUGCUAUCAUUACUGAUGACGAAUUGAAACCUGUUCAAAUUGUUACCAAAGUUGAUUUGCUUUCAUAUUUGACUAAAAAUGCUAGUUUUUAA